Molecule: messenger RNA, 1793 nt
Organism: Abrus precatorius (Indian licorice)
Lineage: Eukaryota; Viridiplantae; Streptophyta; Magnoliopsida; Fabales; Fabaceae
Product: DUF21 domain-containing protein At2g14520-like
Exons: 11
Coding region: 249-1526 (425 amino acids)
Biological process (GO): magnesium ion homeostasis
Cellular component (GO): intracellular membrane-bounded organelle
Source: RefSeq, a predicted model, not a curated record
CUCACCGACCCAAACAAGUACUUAGGUACCAUAGAUUUGCCAACACUGUCUUCAUCUCAAUCUCAAACAAACCGAACACUCACCCUCCUUCUAUCACAUUCCAUUUAUUAAAUAAAGCAUCUUUUCAACAUAAUUCAGAUACCCUUUAUAGCAAUGGAUGUGUUAGAACCCUGGUAUUUCUCUAAGGCUGAGAAACAAUAACUAUUUACAGCAAGAAGUUGAGGACAGUGUGUGUGUGGUUUCAAUCAAUGGCGGUGGAGUACAAGUGCUGUGAAACUCAGUUUUUCAUACGCUUAUUGAUAAUCGUGCUGCUUGUGCUGUUCGCUGGAUUGAUGUCAGGGCUCACUUUAGGCCUCAUGUCCUUAAGUCUUGUUGAUCUUGAGGUUCUUGCUAAGUCUGGUACCCCUCAGGAUCGCAAGCAUGCUGAGAAGAUAUUGCCUGUUGUCAAAAAUCAACAUUUAUUGCUUUGCACCCUCCUAAUUUGCAAUGCUGCAGCCAUGGAGGCACUUCCAAUCUUUCUUGAUAGUCUUGUUGUUGCAUGGGGUGCUAUCCUGAUUUCCGUGACAUUGAUUCUUCUGUUUGGUGAGAUUAUACCUCAAUCAGUUUGUUCUCGGUAUGGUUUAGCAAUUGGUGCAACAGUGGCUCCUGUUGUCCGUGUUCUUGUAUGGAUAUGUUUUCCUGUUGCUUAUCCAAUUAGCAAGUUGUUGGACAUUUUGUUGGGGCAUCGACAUGAAGCCCUUUUUCGCAGAGCUGAGUUGAAAACACUUGUAAAUUUGCAUGGUAAUGAGGCUGGAAAAGGUGGGGAACUAACACAUGAUGAAACAACAAUCAUUGCUGGAGCACUUGAGCUCUCUGAGAAGACAGCUGGUGAUGCCAUGACUCCCAUAACUGAAAUAUUUUCUAUUGAUAUCAAUUCAAAGCUUAAUAGGGAUCUAAUGAAUCUAAUAUUGGAGAAAGGGCAUAGCAGAGUCCCUGUCUAUUAUGAGCAGCCUACAAAUAUUAUUGGACUUAUCUUGGUCAAGAAUUUAUUGACAAUUGACCCGGAAGAUGAAGUACCCGUGAAAAGUGUGACCAUACGCAGAAUUCCAAGCGUUCCGGAAACAAUGCCAUUGUAUGAUAUUUUGAAUGAGUUCCAGAAGGGUCAUAGUCACAUGGCUGUUGUUGUUAGACAUAGUGACAAGACACGGCAACAGUCUUCCAACAAUAAUGCUGGCGACUCAGUGAGAGAUGUGAAGGUGGAUAUUGAUCGGGAGAAGACUCCUCAAGAGAAUAUUUUGAAAACUAAGAGGUCAUUCCACAAAUGGAAAAGUUUUCCAAACACAAAUAAUCCAGCAAGGAGUGGUUCUAAGAGCAGAAAAUGGUCAAAACAUAUGUACUCAGAUAUUUUGGAAAUUGAUGAAAAUUCAUUUCCAAAGCUGCCCGAAAAAGAAGAAGCUGUUGGAAUAAUUACAAUGGAAGAUGUUAUUGAAGAGCUUUUACAGGAGGAGAUCUUUGAUGAGACUGAUCAUCAUUAUGAAGACUCAUGACAAUCAUCUUUCCAUAAGACACAUACUUAGACUCAUAGAUGAUUUGAUUAGAUAAUCAGAACAGCUGUUUGGAAAUCUAGAAUGGUAUUGGAACGUUACAAGCAAUUAUCUUGUGAAAAGUUAGUGAUGGAAAAUUGUUAAUAUGUUCACAUCAUUGUUUUUCCUUUUUUUGUGAAGUAUAUCAACGUUAAGUUUUUGUUGCAACUUGCAAGGUAAUGGAUCAUUUUCAUGGCAGCAAUAGAGUAUGUAUGAACCGAAAGGGAAUUG